Messenger RNA from Rana temporaria (common frog), 1554 nucleotides. RefSeq names its product tyrosinase-like. The record is from RefSeq and is a predicted model, not a curated record. Bases 16 to 1473 code for a protein of 485 amino acids. Lineage: Eukaryota; Metazoa; Chordata; Amphibia; Anura; Ranidae. Gene Ontology annotation, molecular function: tyrosinase activity. Gene Ontology annotation, biological process: pigmentation; melanin biosynthetic process. The transcript has 5 exons.
CCUUGAGCUCUUCCAAUGACACGCCUAUCACCUCCCAGCCAAGCAUCUUAUAAACUGACAAGCCCAUCACCCGACCUUCCAAAAGAGACAACUAACAGAAUCCUUCCAGCAGCUGAUCCGGAAGUCAUGGUGAUCCUCCUCGUCCUCCUGGCGUUCUGCCUCUCUGCUGUGGACGGACAGUUCCCACGAGUCUGCUCUACGGAAGCCGCCUUUCACACCAAGACUUGCUGUCCUCUUUGGAGGGACAAAAGCCCGUGCGGUUCUUUGUCAGGCCGAGGAAGAUGUAGAAACUGGUCGACUUUAUAUGGAAAUAAGAUUCCCCUGAAUAACGAUGAUCGUCUAGACUGGCCAAGGUACUACUAUGAAAAUACGUGUGAGUGCCAUGGAAACUACAGCGGCUUUGACUGUGGAGACUGUAAAUUUGGCCAUCAUGGAGAGAAAUGUGACCGGAAAAAAGUGGUGGUGCGGCGGGAGCUCCGGGAACUGACCUUUCUAGAGCAGAAAAGAUUAUUCAGUUACUUGGCUCUAGCAAAGACCACCAAAUGCCGUGACUUUGUUAUCCUGAGCACCGGAGACCGCUUCCACCAGGAGACUUACCGCUUUGUAGAUGCCUCUCUGUAUAAUGUGUUUGCAUGGAUGCAUUAUUAUUCCAUGAAACCCAUCCUUAUAAAUGGUACAUUUAACCCUCAUAAAAACUUUGCCCACCAAGGCCCAAUAUUUCCAGGGUGGCAUCGCCUCAAUCUCCUCUUCCUGGAGAGACAAAUUCAGCUGAUGACGGGAGAUGAAGAUUUCGCUAUUCCAUAUUAUGACUGGCGAGGAGAGAAGAACUGCUCCAUCUGUACAGAUGAACUGCUGGGCACCAAUGAUGCUCAGGGGGUGCUGAGUCCGUAUUCCCACUUCUCUUUCUGGAAGGCUAUUUGCAGUGGCUUUGAUUUCCCUGAUGAAUACUGUCCUUUGGCUGAUGAAGAAUAUAAAUUGGAAAGACUACACCGAAAACCGGGAACCACGCCCUACGCGCCCAACCUGCCCACCUACGAGGAUGUAGACAAUGCGUUGAAGCUGGAAGAAAUGGAUACUCCUCCCUUUAAUGAGACAUCGCGACGCAGCUUUCGGAAUUCCCUGGAAGGGUUCUUAUCACCAGAUGGGGUGACACUGAAAAGAAGUUUACACAACCUGGUCCACAUAUAUCUGGGGGGCACCAUGUCUCAGAUCCCCAUCUCCAGCAAUGACCCCAUCUUCAUCCUACAUCACAGCUUUAUCGAUAAGAUCUUUGAAACGUGGAUAACGAAGUACAACAAAUCUCCUGAUGACUUCCCUGAAAACAAUCUGAUGGGUCAGGGGCCAAAUGAUUGUGCGACGCCAUAUUUCCCUUGUUACAAGAACAAAGACUUCAUACAUAGCUCAACUAAGUUUGGCUAUCAGUAUUCCUCAUUCCUCAGGAAGCCGCCCAUGGGGCGCCGUAAUUAUCAAUGAGCAGAAGAUUUUGUUCCAUGUUGUAUGCUUGAUCUAUGUCAUCUACCUCCGACGGUGCUGGAAAUAAACUGAUAUAAUAUA